Molecule: messenger RNA, 807 nt
Organism: Aspergillus calidoustus
Lineage: Eukaryota; Fungi; Ascomycota; Eurotiomycetes; Eurotiales; Aspergillaceae
Source: the annotation of a GenBank genome assembly
AUGUUGUCAAACAAUGUUGAUUCGUCCGAUCCAAUCCAAGAAAUCAGGGAUGAGCUCAUCGCGCUCCUGGAGCGUUUUGUGCAUCUUAUUGCUUCCCACGCAGCCAUUGAUCUUCAAGAGACGCCCAAGUUUAAAAAAAUACUUCACGAACUUUGCGAGGCAAGCCCGGAUGUCGCACGAGCCAUUGUAGGAACCAUUCAAGAGAGAAACAAGCCGGUCCCACCCGAACAGCAGGUCAACGCGAGCACUGCCCCCUUAAAACGAAAAUGGAAGCUAGACCAAGAUCCCCCUUAUCGUCCAUCAAAGUCUACCAGGAUUAGCAGAUCUUCCGCAUACCUUGCGAAAUCCAGUCCCACCGCUGACUGUCGCGGUCUGGAAACAGAAAGGCAGAUCAAGGAGGAAGACGAAACUCUUCCAACAGUAACCAUGGCAAGCGAAGACAUGCCACUGAUAGAGACUCCAACAUCACGCGGGCCCGAAAAAACCCUACCAGAUGCUGAAACAAUGCCGCCCGCCGGAAAGACCCUAGAUGCAGGACAGAUUGAAAAAAAGUCCUUCCCUCAACCUAAGGUCUACCAAGAAAAAGUACUAGUGUCAGCUGAGAGCUCUAGUUCAUCCUGUCAACCCCCAACAGACUCCUCUAUGGAGGCAUCGCCUGUCCGGGACUUGAUUGUUGAGGCUGCUCGGACCCUCUACCAACUCAGCCAACACCAGGACGGCGUCCCAAAGGCUAUACACAAACGAAUUCUUCGGUCAUUGCAAAGCACCCAGCCGGAGGCACUAGCCGCAUCUACGAGUAACACGUAG